Molecule: messenger RNA, 2901 nt
Organism: Cladocopium goreaui
Lineage: Eukaryota; Dinophyceae; Suessiales; Symbiodiniaceae
Source: the annotation of a GenBank genome assembly
AUGUUCGACUGGGACGAAGUGCCGGAGAAUUUGGGUGGGCCCAACAAGGCAGCCUUGGAAGUUGAGGCCGAGGUGGAAGCUGCCAAGCCUAGGGAGGAGACGCCUGCCGAGCGUGCGGCACGGCGCCGCAGUGAACGCCAAGGCCAGCCAGAUGCCACAGGAUAUGCGAACGGGGCCAAGCGUCCGGCUGCCAGUGUGAAGAAGAAAGCAGCUGCUACCCCUGCAACACCAGAGGGACAACUGCUGAAGGCGGCGCGAUCUGGCAGUUUGAUGUCUGUGAUACGACUGCUUCAGAUGGGAGUGGAUCCGAAUGCCAGUGAUCCUGGAGCUCCGCGCUGCCUGCAGGCCGCUCUGGGCUCCGGCAGCGUGGACGUCUGCGCCGCGCUGCUGCUGCACGGGGCCAGCGCCGACAGCGCCGUGGCCGACGUGACGGGGACGGCGCCGGAGGUGCGGAGGCUGCUGGAGUUGUUUCAGGGACGAGCUCCAGAAGCAGGAGAACUGCCGCAGGUGGUGAACUCGAUCGAUCCUUUGCUUCGACCCCAGGUCACCCAGAUGCUGAUGGAUCUCCUUUCAUCCAGGGCCAGUGCCCCAUCAGCCCCGCGAGCCGUGGUUCCAGCGCCGGUUCCAAGCCCGCCCCCGAUGCCACCGGUUUCGGCCAUGGUCCAACCCAACCCGUCUCAGGCGAAGAAACCGGCGGUGCCAAGCCCAAAAGUGGCAGUACCAAAUACAUCAAAUACAAAGCCAUCAGCUGUGAAACCACCAGAGUCCAAAGCUGUGUCACGGGUUGAGGUGCCGAAAUCCAUGCCAAAAUCAAUGAAUGGCUCGAAGGUGAAUCCCAUGAAGCCAGCUGAAACCAACAGUCACCCUGCCAAAACGCGAGAGGUGGCCGGCCCUCCACGAGCCCCAGCGCAAUUGGCGGUUGCAGGUCCCAAGUCACCAUUACUGGAAGCCGUGGAAGCGGGAGAUUUGGGUUGCGUGACCAAGCUGCUCAAUGGCAGGGCCGAGCCCAAUGAGUACGACAGACAGGGAGAAACUCCGCUGUUUACUGCAGCAUCUCAUGGCUCUGUGGAUGUGGUGGCCACUCUGUUGUUGUGCAAUGCUGAGCCGCUCACCCGGUCCAUCCAUGGACGCACACCAUGGGAUGUGGCAUCGUCUGAGCCAAUAAGGAGCUUGCUGAACUUCUUUGCGGGGCAGGAGUUAGACCCUCACUCCAGCGACCAGUUGCUUCUUCGCCUCAGCGACGCCACAGUGGAUGCCAUGCGUCUGGAGAUCUCCGAGCGCGCCGCGAACCGCCGAGGCCUGCGCCCCAUCGAUGGCGACGACGACGGCAGCUCCGGCACGGGGCGGCGCCGGCCGCUGCCGCCGUUGCCGCCCGAGGUGAAGGCGGCGCGAGACGCGCUGGCGGCCAAGGAUCUCAAUCAAGAUCCACUCGCCUGCGCCGCGCGCAACGGUGAUGUGGAUGAGGUCCUAAGGCUGCUGGAGGGUGGAUGCAACCCAAAUGUCGGUGAUGAGUUGGGUGAGACCCCUCUUUUUGAAGCGGCCUCGGCUGGUUCGGUGAACGUGGUCGCUGCGUUGCUGGUUCACCGGGCAGAUCCACAGCAGAAAUCCUUAUCUGGUGGUAUCGCAGCGGAUUUAGCGACAGAAGCGGUCACCAAGAGCUUGCUGGCAACCUAUGCUGGCAUCAAGGUCUCUGACGAUGAGAAGGCCGCUUGCUGCCGGGCCAUCACCGAUGACGAGCUGAGAGAAGCCGUAGCCAACAAGUUUCGGGCCGAGAUGUUCCGGGGUGCCGAGCCCCCCGAGCAAAAGCCAAGUAGCCCGUACUACCCUGUCAGCGUUGAGUGUGUCACUGACGUGGACAAGAUGCACUACUUUGAUAUGACCCGCCUGGGCGCUUUCCUGGCCAUUCCUUUGGUGUACCAAUCCUACUACAACGGUGACGCCUAUGCAGACGCCAAGACUUUUGAGGAGGAGAAGAAGGCAGACGCUAUCAGGCGCGCGGAAGAGGAAGCUGCACGGCAAGCAGCGAUCGAUGCAGGGGAAGACGUGCCAGAUGCCGGUGAUCCACCAGAGGAGAAACAGCUGGUCAUGCGGGGCACCGAUGUGAAGAUGGUCUUGUGCUUGGACACUCUAGGUACCAAUACGGCCUUUGAGGAGUCCAACGCCGUGAAGAUUCUGGAGCUGGUCAAGGCGUGCGGGCAGUGCAAGUCGAAGACCGAGUUCAAACAGGUCGACAAUCAGGUCCUCAUCGUCAUUGAUGAUGCCCUACGCACUGAAGUGGAUGAGCAGGUGCUGGAGUGUGCUGAUCACGUGGAGCAGGGUUUCAUGGAACAGCUGGAAGCCGAGCAAGCUGAAGCUGAGGAUGAACUGAAGAAGGAGCUGAUCCAGAAGAAGUUUGCCUUCCUCAAAGCCUUGCAGGUGGCCAAAGAGAUGCACGAGCUGAUUGGCGGCUUGACCAACUGGGUCUACACCACCAGUGACGUCAUGAGUGUGGUGGCUGCCUUGGCCUACUUUGCUGGCUAUAAGAAGGCAGAGAUCUACCCAAGGAGGAAAUCCACCAUGGAUUGGCAGAAACUGAAGACCUUGUUAUACCAACCCUUGGUGCUCCUUGAGAAGGUGGUGAAGAGGGAGGUCGAGGGUCCAAGGAAGGAUGUGCCGCCGGAACACCUCCAUAGCUCCAUCCUGCAGUUGGCCUCCCCUGCAGAGAUGGACGCAGAGAAAGCCAAGGCCAUCUCGCCCGCAUUUCAGUUGAUUUACAACCUCGUCCAGGCCGGUUGUGCAUAUCGAAAUGCAGAUCUGGAGCUACGAAAGGCAGAAUUCAACAAGCAGAAGGAGGAAGCUGGUGAGGAGUACGGAGGACCAGCGUUGGAGGACUUGGAUGAUGACUUCAAGGAGCCAGCUUAA